Molecule: messenger RNA, 546 nt
Organism: Gregarina niphandrodes
Lineage: Eukaryota; Apicomplexa; Conoidasida; Eugregarinorida; Gregarinidae
Product: U3 small nucleolar ribonucleoprotein IMP3
Exons: 1
Coding region: 1-546 (181 amino acids)
Biological process (GO): rRNA processing
Cellular component (GO): small-subunit processome; small ribosomal subunit; Mpp10 complex
Molecular function (GO): rRNA binding; snoRNA binding; structural constituent of ribosome
Source: RefSeq, a predicted model, not a curated record
AUGAAGUUGAAUUAUGUAGAGCAGAAGUUGUUGAAGAAGGUUAACCUUUUUGAUUACAAAGACAAUAAUGUCAACAUGAAUCGAGUUAUAUCCAAAUUUGGUUUAAGGUCUAGUAAGGAGUAUCGGCAAUAUAACAAAGUGGCAUUGGAGAUACAACAGCUUGUGGCCAUAUUACGAACAUUGCCAUCAGAAUCAGAAGUGCGGCAAAAGAUUGGAAAAUCGCUUCUUGAUAAAUUAUAUAGACUAGGCAUCAUUAAUGAUGUAAGCUCAUUGGAGGUGGUUGAGAAUUUCGGUGUAAGCUAUCUAUGUCGACGACGUAUUACGUGGAUCUUAAAGAAAAUAAAAAUGGCUCAGCACACACAACACGCAAUCGAUUUGGUGCAACAUGGUCAUAUCAAAAUUGGUAAUGAUGUCGUUAAAGAUCCAGCCAUGCUUGUAACACGCCAAAUGGAAGAUCUUAUCACCUGGGCGGACGGAUCGAAAUACAAAAAACACAUCUCAGAGUUUCAUGAUACCAAAGACGAUUUUACCCUUCUCAACCUCUAA